Molecule: messenger RNA, 2154 nt
Organism: Acanthoscelides obtectus
Lineage: Eukaryota; Metazoa; Arthropoda; Insecta; Coleoptera; Chrysomelidae
Source: the annotation of a GenBank genome assembly
AUAACUUCUUUCUAAAAGGGGCUAACUUACGCCAAACAUAAUAUUUCACGCACAGAUGACAGCGUGUCGUAGGAAGUGCAGAGUCAACCUACUUAACGCUAUUAUUUCCUCACUCAAUGAAACCGAACCAAAUACCGCGUGCGCUGAUGGUCGGUAAGUGUAAGAAACGUUUGCUUGUCUCCCCUUUGCUAUCUUGUUCUACGUCUUCUUGAACUCAUUAAACAGUUCUCUCUUUUCUUCCAUUGUACCACUUUUUAUCAAGCCAAUCCAACAGUUUUUUUGUCUGGGAAAAGUGGCACAUCCGUGGCUCGAAUAAUGAGAUAGGAGGAACUGAAUUUUGACGCAUAAGAUCUUAAUAUCUCCAUCUUUAUAAUGAAGUAUAAUUUAUGGAAUGUUUUACUGCUUUGAAUUUCUCGUGUCCUUAUCAAGUACUUUCAUUCGAUAUCGUAGUAUAAAAGUUGGCAGUCGAAGUAUUUGCGGCCAAAAAUCAACGAUGGGAGGUUUGCAAGGGUUGCUGUUGGUGUUAUUCUUACAAGGCUUGCUUGGCUCAAGCCAUGUUCAAGCAAUCAACAACCGAUUUCUCCCAGACUCUUUCAAGAUUGGAGUGGCAAAUGCCGCUCCACAAAUUGAAGGAGCAUGGAAUGAGGGAGGCAAAGGAGAAACAAUCUGGGACAGAUUUGCUAUGACACGCCCCGAGAUGAUCAUUGACAGGUCAACUCCCGAAGUGGCUUGCGAUUCCUAUCAUAGAUGGAGAGAGGAUUUAGCUAUAAUCAAAGGACUGAAUUCGCAAUUCUAUAGGCUUUCAAUUGCUUGGUCCAGGAUUUUGCCAACCGGGUACUACAAUGGCUCGCAAAGCAUCAACCAAGAGGGUGUUAGAUAUUACAAAACCCUCCUGAGAGCACUGAAUGCGCUGGAUAUUGAACCAAUGGUGACUCUCUACCACUGGGACCUUCCUCAGCAACUGCAAGAUGACUUUGGCGGCUGGCUGAGUCCUAAAGUAGCUGACUUAUUCGCUGAGUAUGCUAGACUUUGCUACGAACUUUUUGGAGAUGAAAUCAGAUGGUGGAUCACAAUCAACGAACCAAAACAGGUAUGUGAAGCAGGGUAUGGUGUAGGUGUUUUUGCCCCUGGAAUUUUUAAACCUGGUGAAGGCAACUACAUUUGUGCUAAGAAUGUCUUGUUGGCCCAUGCUAAGGCCUACCGAAUCUAUGACGAAGAAUUUAGAGCAACAAACAAAGGGAAGGUAGCUAUGGUUAUCGACACCCCUUGGUUCGAACCAGGCAGUCAGAGACCAGACGAUGUUGCUGCAGCCGAGAGAGCUAGACUUUUCAUGUACGGUUUGUACGGUCACCCAAUUUACUACGGCGACUGGCCCGAAAUAGUCAAGGACAGAGUGGCACUGCGCAGUUACGGCGAGGGUCUCGAAGUAUCCCGCCUUCCUGAGUUCACCCCUGAAGAGAAGGAGCUGAUCAAAGGCACCCAUGACUACCUCACCAUCAACUACUAUGCCACCCACAUGGCAAACGCAACCGGGGAAGCCCCGUUCGACAGACGUAGCACCUACGAUGACAUGAACAUCAUCGAAUGGCUCAACCCUGCGUGGCCUAAAGGUGGACCCGAUUGGUUCUCGAUCUGGCCUAUGGGAUUGAGGAAAGUACUAAACUGGUUGAAAGAAACCUACGGGGAUCACGAAAUUGUCAUAACCGAAAACGGUCUCUCUGAUAACACUGGAGAUAUUCAGGAUCCUCACAGGAUCCAAUACAUUAGAGAUCACUUAAGUGCCUGUUUGGACGCCAUUUAUGAAGAUAACGUUCGUUUAGUAGGAUACAUGGCAUGGAGUUUCAUGGACGAUUGGGAAUGGACUGGAGGAUAUGGGUCAAGAAUAGGAAUGUACUACGUAGAUUACAAUAGUCCCAACAGGACAAGGACGCGAAAAGCUUCAGCACUUUACUUCAGGGAAGUAUGCAAAAACAGGUGUCUGGUAGCGAAUUGUGUGUAAAUCAAUGUUGUGAUAUAAAUACCUGAGAAUAAAAUGAUAUAUCUUAUGUAUCAACUACUAUGAAUGCUUUAUAAGUGAGGGAAGCAAAAAAUAUCCCACUUCUGAAUCUAAAUUUUGCAUACUAAGAAUAUGCCACUUUGUCCAAAGAAAUAAAC